UCGUCAACGUACUUGGAACAAGCAACGAUGAUCGCAUUCCGUGCCUGCCUCCUGGUUGCCCUGGCCGGCUGCGCCUUUUGCCACGUGCUCACACCCUAUGGCUUGACACCUGUCCGAGGCGUCCUGCCAUUCCCCCCCACCUUCCCCCGGGUCUUCGCAACGGGUCCGGUGAUUCCCUUAGGAGCAACGCCAGGCGUCAAGGUGACCAAGACGACAAAAACAACCACUACGAAAGUCGAUGACGACGUUGGCGCCGACGGAGACGCUGCCACAGGCCCUGACGACGUUUCUAAGGUUACCACCACGUACAAGACACCAGGUGUCACGGCUGUCCACCCAUUUCCGGCUGUUGGAAGAUUCCCUUUCACCCGGGUGACCACUUUCAUUGCUCCAGGGUUCCCAGCUUUCCACCCGCACCCAGCUGUCCCGGCCGCCGCCGGACCUGGUGUUACCAAAGUUCACACUGACACUAAGGACACUGAUCCUGACGUCACUUCCGUUGAGUCUACGCCGGGAGACACAACCAAGGUGACCGAGGUCAAGACGGCUACCACUCCCGCCGUAACUGCUCACAGACCCGUGACUACACUGACUCGGUUCCCAGUUUACUUCAACCGUUGGGGUUACGGCUACACCCUUCGACCCUUCGGCUUCGGUUUUAGGCCUUUUGGUAGCUAUCGAUUCGGGCCGUACGGCUUCGGACACGGAUUUGCUUUGUCACCAUAUGGUCUUAACUACGGCUAUGGCCUCGACUACACCACCAUCCUCAAGAAGUAAAAGAAAAGAUUGACUCUCGGAGCCACGCCCACUCGCAAUAAACUUCUACGUACCCACAAGGAGCAGAAACAUCUCCAGCCAUCAUCAGUUCAUUUUUUACUUCAGUUUUCAUUAUUUCAUCUCUUUUUAUAAAUACGUCCCUCUAGAACCACAAUCCUUACACAUACAAUUCAGAACCCCUUUUGUUCCUUGGUUUUGAAAUAAAAUGCCAUAGAAUAAAGAUGAAAGACGUUUAAAA
Molecule: messenger RNA, 1015 nt
Organism: Ixodes scapularis (black-legged tick)
Lineage: Eukaryota; Metazoa; Arthropoda; Arachnida; Ixodida; Ixodidae
Exons: 3
Coding region: 28-777 (249 amino acids)
Source: RefSeq, a predicted model, not a curated record